AUGCCAGCAACUUAUAACUGGGACUCUUUUCGCGAUACUUUAGCUGAACUCUAUCUUAUUGAAGGACUUCCUUUAAAGCAAGUUAUGGAAAUUAUGACAGAGAAACAUGCUUUCUCACCAAGGUAUAAUUUAUUGAAUUCAGUAUUACUUAAGUAGUAUACUAAUUGAUAAAAGUAUGCGUGCAUACAGAGAUAGAUUUUCUCAAUGGGAGUUUACAAAGCGACAAGUAUCUCUCCAUAAGGAUCUUAUUCUAGUUGCAAAGGUGCGGGAGCUAUGGACUCAAAAUAUGAAUUCUGCAAAUAUAUUACGAUGCCUCUCUGUCCAUGGCUGGAAUCUAUCUGCUAUCCAGCUCAGAAAUCUUCAACUACAUACCUCUCUCCGGCUUCUUAUGGGUACUCCAAAUGGAGAAGAUAUGAAGUUUGAGGCAGCUGUUCGAGCAGAAAAUUUGGUCCGAGAUCAACUAAUAUCUGGACAAUCUAUAAGAUAUGGUCGAGAAUAUACCCUUAAUAAUAUUCGUUUAAGCGGUGUAUUCAUUUCACAGUAUGUUCUCUUUUUAUCCUAUUUAUUAAAUUUAUAGUGUUAUAAGUAUAAGUAUAUUAAUAUAAAAUGAAAUAGAAAGCAGGUUCGCGACGCAUUACAAAAGGUUGAUCCUGAAGGUGUUGCGGAUCGAAGAAAAGCUUUUGCCAUCUCCCGCCGAAGGAAAGAGUAUUUUGUAAAAGGACCAAAUAGAGUGGUAUCUAUUGACGGACAUGAUAAGCUUUCAAGAUUUGGAUUUGAGAUUUAUGGAGCAAUUGACACAUAUUCCCGCUAUAUUAUAUGGUGCUAUAUUGGAAUUUCAAAUCGGACUGCAGUAUCAGUCAAUAAACAAUAUCUUCGACUUAUCCGCAAUACCCUUCAUGUGCCUAAACUUAUUCGCUCUGAUAAAGGU
Messenger RNA from Tuber aestivum (summer truffle), 928 nucleotides. The record is from the annotation of a GenBank genome assembly. NCBI's taxonomy places the organism in Eukaryota, Fungi, Ascomycota, Pezizomycetes, Pezizales, Tuberaceae.